Copidosoma floridanum is the source of this 378-nucleotide messenger RNA. RefSeq names its product histone H2A. The record is from RefSeq and is a predicted model, not a curated record. Gene Ontology annotation, molecular function: DNA binding; protein heterodimerization activity; structural constituent of chromatin. Lineage: Eukaryota; Metazoa; Arthropoda; Insecta; Hymenoptera; Encyrtidae. Gene Ontology annotation, cellular component: nucleosome.
AUGUCUGGACGUGGCAAAGGUGGCGGUAAAGCUAAGGGAAAGUCCAAGACCCGCUCGACCAGGGCGGGACUGCAGUUCCCGGUUGGACGUAUCCAUCGUCUCCUGCGCAAGGGUAAUUACGCCGAGCGAGUAGGUGCGGGUGCCCCGGUGUACUUGGCAGCCGUUAUGGAGUACUUGGCAGCCGAGGUUUUGGAGUUAGCUGGUAACGCGGCCCGCGACAACAAGAAAACCAGGAUCAUCCCCCGUCACCUUCAAUUGGCCAUCCGAAACGACGAGGAGCUCAACAAGCUGCUCUCCGGAGUGACCAUUGCUCAGGGCGGUGUGCUACCAAACAUCCAAGCUGUCCUUCUGCCCAAGAAGACAGAGAAAAGCUCGUAA